Messenger RNA from Mixia osmundae IAM 14324, 1530 nucleotides. RefSeq lists its product as uncharacterized. Gene Ontology annotation, molecular function: sterol 24-C-methyltransferase activity. The transcript is spliced from 5 exons. The record is from RefSeq and is a predicted model, not a curated record. Gene Ontology annotation, cellular component: endoplasmic reticulum. The coding region runs from base 347 to 1438 and encodes 363 amino acids. Lineage: Eukaryota; Fungi; Basidiomycota; Mixiomycetes; Mixiales; Mixiaceae. Gene Ontology annotation, biological process: ergosterol biosynthetic process.
ACCGUCAUUCGCACGACUACACUCGCCAUGUGGCUCACCUGUAUCUUCGUCGGCUGGCUCGAAUUCUUCAGACUUGCGCCAAAAGGCACGCGCGACUGUGUCGAAUCACUCAGUGUAGCAGCCGCUUCCCUCGGAGAAGGCGGCAAGCUCGGCAUCUUUACGCCCAUGCAGAUGAUCAUUGCCCGCAAACCGGAGUGACAACCUGUUCAAUGCAACCUUUUGCGUCAUUCCGUCGUCAUGCCACUUGAGUUUCGUCGCAGCACUCCUAUCUCGCGAAAGAUCGUACCACUUUCCAUCCUUGUAUCGGCAAGCAUCUUUUCCUCACCUCGCAGCAAGAGCAGCGAGCAUGGUGCAAGCGCCCGCCGUCAAUGGCAAUCAGCUCGUGCAGCGUCGCAAGGAGUUGCGCUCGGAGGAUGGCAUGCAAAAUUAUUGCGACUACUUUGCCAAUGGAAAAGUCGACCAACUCGGUCAAGGGACAAUCGAACAAGAAUCAAAGCGGAUCAAAGAAUACAAGAACGUCGUUGCGAGCUACUAUGAUGGCGUGACGGACAUCUUCGAACAAGGCUGGGGCCAAAGUUUUCACUUUUGCACUUUCUACCGGGGCGAGCCAUUCGGUCAAGCCAUUGCACGUCAUCAACACUAUCUCGCUCUCCGCAUUGGCAUCACGCCAGGAUCGAGAGUGCUGGAUGCCGGAUGCGGUGUUGGCGGGCCAGCCACCGAGAUCGCUCGCUUUACCGGUGCACACGUUACAGGCGUGACGAUCUGCAAGUAUCAAGUUGCAAAGGCCAACAGGUACGCCGCAGAAAAAGGUCUGUCUAAGCAGCUACAGUUCGUCCAUGCCGACUUUAUGUCGCUCGUCGAUACAUUCGGAGAGAACUCAUUCGAUCACGUCUUCGUCGUCGAAGCAACCGUCCAUGCACCCGACUGGCUCGCGUGCUACACCCAAAUCAUGCGCGUCCUCAAGCCAGGCGGUACAUUUGGCGUAUACGAAUGGUGCAUGACCGAUCGAUAUGACCCUGCCGAUGCCAAGCACGUAGAGCUCGCACGUCAGAUCGAAUUUGGCGAUGGCAUACCUCAGCUUCGCACGAUUGCCGACUGUAAGGCUGCAAUCAAAGGGACCGGCAUGGAGAUUGUCUUUGAGGAAGACCUCGCCGAACGUGAGAUGGGCAAGCCCUGGUACUACCCGCUCUCGGGCGAUAUCAGACAAGUGCAAAGCUUCAUGGACAUCUUUACCGUCAUUCGCACGAGCAGUGUCGCCAUGUGGCUCAGCUGUCUCUUUGUCGGUCUGCUCGAGUUGCUCAGACUUGCGCCCAAAGGCACGCGCGCUUGCGUCAAAUCGCUCACAGUGGCAGCCUGGUCGCUUUCCGAAGCUGGCCAACUCAAGAUCUUCACGCCGAUGAUGCUCGUUGUUGCUCGCAAGCCGCUCGCUGCCGAGUGAGUGUCAAUGCGUAAUGGACAUGCAUACAAGUCUGUGUUCGGUGGCUAUACAUGCGCUGGUACCGGGAUGCCAUCGAGGUGCAACAGACUGGC